Messenger RNA from Verticillium dahliae VdLs.17, 2511 nucleotides. RefSeq names its product urease. NCBI's taxonomy places the organism in Eukaryota, Fungi, Ascomycota, Sordariomycetes, Glomerellales, Plectosphaerellaceae. The transcript has 5 exons. Bases 1 to 2511 code for a protein of 836 amino acids. Gene Ontology annotation, cellular component: urease complex. The record is from RefSeq and is a predicted model, not a curated record. Gene Ontology annotation, biological process: urea catabolic process. Gene Ontology annotation, molecular function: nickel cation binding; urease activity.
AUGCAUCUCGUGCCGAAAGAGCUUGAUAAGCUUGUCAUUUCUCAGCUGGGGUUCCUGGCGCAGAAACGGCUUGCCAGAGGCGUGAAGCUCAACCAUGCUGAAGCAACGGCCCUCAUCACGAGCAACUUGCAAGAACUCAUCCGUGAUGGAAACCACACCGUCUCAGACCUCAUGGGUCUCGGUUCGACCAUGCUCGGGCGUCGCCACGUCCAGCCUUCCGUCUGCAGUACACUUCACGAGAUCCAGGUAGAAGGCACCUUCCCCUCAGGCACCUACCUCGUUACCGUCCAUAACCCCAUCGCCACGGAUGACGGGAAUCUCGCCCGCGCCCUGUAUGGCUAUGUACCGCGCAUGCCCUCUAACGAUGAUUUCCCUCUACCGGAGCCCGCCGAGUUCGAGCCGACGGCGCAGCCUGGCGCUCUUGUUGCUGUCAAGGACGUCAAGGUCACCCUCAACGCUAACCGCAAGCACAUCACGCUGCGCGUCACGAGCAGGGGUGACCGCCCCAUACAAGUGGGAAGCCACUACCACUUCAUCGAGACAAAUCCGCAGCUCGAAUUUGACCGCGCGAGGGCCUACGGCUUCCGCCUUGCCAUUCCCGCUGGCACAUCGGUGCGCUUUGAGCCAGGUGACAUGAAGACCGUCACACUUGUUGAGAUUGGGGGCAACCGGGUCAUUCGUGGAGGCAACGGACUGGCUACUGGCGGAGUGGAACUCUGGCGCGCCGGUGAGAUAGUAGAAAAGCUGCAACAGGCAGGCUUUGCGCACCAGCCCGAACCAGUGGGUGACAUGGGUCACAUCAGCGCCUUUGAGAUGAACAGGGUGGCUUAUGCGACCAUGUUUGGGCCGACGACGGGAGACAGGCUGAGACUGGGAAGUACUAAUCUUUGGAUCAAGGUUGAACAGGACUUCACAGUCUAUGGAGACGAGUGCAAGUUUGGCGGUGGCAAGACGCUGCGUGAGGGCAUGGGACAGGCUACGGGCCGCCCAGACUCGGAAUCGCUCGAUAUGGUUGUGACCAAUGCGCUCAUUGUCGACUGGAGCGGCAUUUACAAGGCUGACAUCGGCGUCAAGCACGGCAUGAUCGUGGGUAUUGGCAAGGCGGGCAACCCAGAUGUCAUGGACGGCGUGACGCCGAACAUGGUGGUCGGCAGCUGCACAGAUGUCGUCGCUGGAGAGAACAAGAUCAUCACAGCAGGCGGUAUCGAUACGCACAUUCACUUCAUCUGCCCGCAGCAGACAUCGGAAGCGAUCGCAUCUGGCGUGACGACCAUGUUGGGUGGUGGAGUUGGCCCGAGCGCUGGCACGAGCGCAACGACAUGCACGCCUGGCAAGCACUAUAUGCGCCAAAUGCUACAGGCAUGCGAUAACCUUCCCCUGAACAUUGGUAUUACCGGCAAAGGAAACGACAGCGCACCAGAGGGCCUUCGCGAUCAAGUCAACGCCGGCGCCUGUGGACUCAAACUGCACGAAGAUUGGGGUUCCACACCUGCAGCAAUCGAUACCUGCCUGUCGGUUUGUGAUGAGCUCGAUGUGCAGUGUCUCAUCCACACGGAUACGCUGAACGAGUCUGGUUUCGUCGAGUCCACCAUUGGCGCCUUCAAGAACCGGACCAUUCACACGUAUCACACCGAAGGGGCAGGCGGCGGUCAUGCGCCAGACAUCAUCUCCGUCGUCGAACACCCCAACGUCCUGCCUUCUUCUACCAACCCCACGCGCCCCUACACUCGCAACACGCUUGAUGAGCACCUCGACAUGCUCAUGGUCUGUCACCAUCUCUCGAAGAACAUUCCCGAGGACGUCGCGUUUGCCGAGUCUCGCAUCCGCGCCGAGACCAUUGCUGCCGAAGAUGUCCUCCACGACCUCGGCGCCAUCAGCAUGAUGAGCUCCGAUUCCCAGGCCAUGGGCCGCUGCGGCGAAGUCAUCUUGCGCACCUGGAACACGGCGCACAAGAAUAAGGACCAGCGCGGCACCCUGCCCGAGGACGAGGGCACCGACGCAGACAACUUCCGCGUCAAGCGAUACGUCAGCAAGUAUACCGUCAACCCAGCCAUCGCCCAGGGCUUCAGUCACCUCAUCGGCAGCGUAGAGGUUGGCAAGCUGGCCGAUCUUGUCGUCUGGGAUCCCGCGUGGUUCGGAACCAAGCCGAGCCUCGUUAUUAAGAGUGGGAUGAUCGCAUGGGCGCAAAUGGGCGACCCCAAUGCUUCCAUUCCAACCAUCCAACCCAUCAUCGGCCGCCCCAUGUUCGCGCCGCUGGUCCCCAACACGUCUGUCCUCUUUGUCUCAGCCUCGUCCAUUGAGUCGGGCGCCAUCGCAUCGUACGGCUUGCGCAGCCGCGUCGAGGCCGUGCGUAACUGCCGCAACAUUGGCAAGAAGGACAUGCGCUACAACGACUCGAUGCCGCGGAUGCGUGUGGACCCGGAGCAGUACGUCGUCGAGGCCGACGGCGUCGUCUGCGAGGCCGAGCCGGCCGAGAGGUUGCCGCUGACGCAGCAGUUUUACGUGUACUGA